CAAAUUUUGACGUUUUGGUUUGUUUGGGGUUGCUCAAAAACUUAAUUUUUAGGACGUUUUUGCUUUUUAAAGGGGCUGGGGCUAAAUUAGUCUCUAUAGUGCUCACCUUUCAUAAGUAUUAAGCCUAUUAAUUUAAAUUCAUACAAUGGACCAAGACGAGCUCAGCCUGGAAGAAGGCGAGAUUGAGGAUGAUAACGAGGAAGUGGGCACGGAAUACACUCCUCUCCCGAGGCCUGAGACUUAUGCACUGGACGCGCCCCACAGACGUUUCCCAGAGGUGAGCACCAAGUAUAGCGACAGUGAGGAAGAUCUACAGUCUUCGGAUAGCGACAGUGGGUCAGACUGUGGGGUUUUGAAGAGUAAAAGGGCCAAAAAAGUGAAAAUUUCCAAAAGGCCUUUACCACAAAGGCAAGGUCUGAAUAAGAAGUAUGAUAUAUGGAGUACUAGGGCCCAGGAAGAUGUUUUAGCUGAAACUAUGAUAAAUUGUGAUGUAACCCUUAAAGACCGAACCAGAGAUGUGGAAAGCUAUGACUUUAGCUUGGCAAUGAAAUUUUACGAGCAAGAGGAGAACACCAAGCAAGGAACUAAACGGACAAGAAAUGACAUGAAAAAUGGUGAUUUCAAGCCUGCCAAAAGGAAAGAGUCCACUGGAGUGCCCAAGGAAAUACCCAAAUUGGCAGUGGAUUGCACAAACACCCUGGAAGAAAUUGCCAAAGAUAUCGCAGACAAAUUGGACGAGAAAAGAUCGGAUUUAAUUUUAAAGACCCUUGAAGUGAUGGGAGCAAAAAGCACCAUAGACGUUUUUGAAAAAACUAGGGAAGUUGAAAGGGAGGGAGGCCUCCCUAUAUUGAACCAAAGUAGGAGGAGAACCUCGGGAGGGGUCUUUUUGUAUUUUGUCCGGAACCAUUACCAUAUAACCCCGGAACAGAGGAAUGAAAUCUUCGGGGAAGAUGUACAAAAGUAUAAUAAAGACAAGAAGAGACAAAGGAAGAAGAAAAUGGAGUUGCUAAAAGCCAAGGCGCAAUUAGCAAGAGAAAAAAUCCUGCCUAGUCUGGUGUCGAGGGCAGACCUCCUUCUCAAUACGACCCGAAAACAGGACCCGGACGGUGACAAUUGCACCAAUCCACCCCCCAGUCCCGAAAGUAGAGAUGGCAUGGCUCCAGAGUCUAAACCGGUCAUUUUAAGUGACCUGAACGAUAAACUGGACAACAUCAGGGGCGAACUGAAGACUUACGACGAUGACUUUCUGGAUAUCAGUUGCGAAAAUGAAAUGGAUCUGUUUUGAGCUGUUAUAGUGGUUUUAAUUGUUCUAAAGCCACAAGGUCAAUUUUGUUGAAGUGGGAAAAUGUGGAUAUUGUGAUAGCUUGAACCUAAUAAGUGUAUUUAAGUUAAUAAUUUGUUGGAAUAGUCGAUUUGUUUAGCGGUUAGGCUAAUUAUGGUAAUAAUUCGUUUAUUUUUAAUAAAUUUGGUGUACAGUAAGCAGCUA
Anthonomus grandis grandis is the source of this 1486-nucleotide messenger RNA. It is a transcript of the gene Phax, whose product is annotated as phosphorylated adapter RNA export protein. The coding region runs from base 146 to 1285 and encodes 379 amino acids. Gene Ontology annotation, biological process: snRNA export from nucleus. The record is from RefSeq and is a predicted model, not a curated record. Lineage: Eukaryota; Metazoa; Arthropoda; Insecta; Coleoptera; Curculionidae. Gene Ontology annotation, cellular component: nucleus. The transcript is spliced from 5 exons.